This is a messenger RNA of Trypanosoma rangeli, 1197 nucleotides long. Its product is annotated as oxidoreductase. The transcript has a single exon. Bases 1 to 1197 code for a protein of 398 amino acids. Gene Ontology annotation, biological process: fatty acid metabolic process. The record is from RefSeq and is a predicted model, not a curated record. Gene Ontology annotation, molecular function: trans-2-enoyl-CoA reductase (NADPH) activity. NCBI's taxonomy places the organism in Eukaryota, Euglenozoa, Kinetoplastea, Trypanosomatida, Trypanosomatidae. Gene Ontology annotation, cellular component: mitochondrion.
AUGCUGGCGGCCCCCGUGCAUUGGCAUGACCGCAACAUGAUCUCGGGGAACUACGGACCCAUCAAACCGCUGGGGCUCCCUCAGGUGGCCGGCGUCGAGGGCGUCGGCGUGGUGGAGGAGGUCGGCGCCAGCGCCACAUUUAACCUGCAGGAAGGGGACCUUGUCUGGGUGAACAACCCGAGAGUCGGCACAUGGGCGACGCACAUUGUGACUGAUGCAGACAACCUCGACGCCGUGCCAAACCGCGCCGAAGUUGACAUUGAGUACCUCGCCUCCCUCUCGCUGUUCCACACCGCGUACCACCUGACAAACAGUUUUGUCAGUCUGCAGCCGAACGAUGUGGUGCUGCAGACAGGCGCCUCCUCGUCGGUGGCGCAGAUUUGUCAAGGGUAUCUUAGGGCUCGUGGGGCGAAGCUGUUUCAGACCAUGCAGCUUGGGCGUACCGAGCACGCACAGCUGGUGAUUUUUUUUUUAAAGAUUCGUGGGGCCUUUGCAGUGGUGCCGUACAACUAUGUUCGCACCAACUACAUGCGCCGCCUGCUCUCCGAUGUGCCGCCACCAAAGCUGCUGCUGAACCACACCUGCGGUAACUAUGCGUCUAGUGUUGUAAACCUCUUAGGCGACAAUGGGGUGUGCGUCACGUAUGGCAGCACCAGCGGGAAGCCAAUGCAGAUUGCGAAGAUGGACGCAAUUGCACGUGGGAUUCAGUUCAAGGGGUUCUUCCUGCCGCACUGGAUACGCCGCCACACUCGCGAGGCGAGAAUGCGGGUGCACCAGAAUGUUGUGGAGAGUAUGACUAUCUCUCAGGGUCACGGAAUAUUCCGGGUGCAGCGCUUUAAGAUGGAUGGGGACACUCCCUUUGCCUUUAGUAACGCCUGGGAUGCGCCGCUUGGCAGCUGCAAGCCGAUCCUGCGGAUGGUUGGCGAAUACGGCGAGUGGCGCCGCCCACGCUCUGAUCAGGCGGCGUGGAACAUGGGUCGUACGGUUUGGGGUGGUUUGCUGCAGCAGAUGUGGGAGAGCGCUGGCACGACGGAGAACCCGCAGUCGAUGAAGUACUACACUCCCCCCCUCAACGACAUCUACUCCCACUUUCACGACGCCAAGCAGACGAAGGAGAUGGGCCACCGUGACGUCUUCUUCCGCCGCUCCAACGCCCCACGCCACAACGCGGCAGAGCGAACUUAUGGGCGGGAGUAG